AUGGCCGCCAUUUGGGGCAACGGGGGGCAAGCAGGGCAGUUUCCCCUCGAACAAUGGUUCUACGAGAUGCCACCCGUGACUCGAUGGUGGACUGCUGCUACUGUGGCCACAUCUGUCCUGGUUCAGUGCCAUAUCUUGACCCCAUUCCAGCUCUUCUACAGCUUCCGUGCGGUCUAUGUCAAGUCUCAGUACUGGCGACUUUUGACGACCUUUUUAUACUUUGGGCCGCUUAGUCUGGACUUAUUAUUCCAUGUCUUUUUCUUGCAGCGAUACUCGCGCCUUCUGGAAGAAUCGUCGGGUCGCUCUCCUGCCCAUUUUUCGUGGCUACUAUUCUAUGCCAUGACCUCUCUUUUACUCAUGUCACCGUUCCUAUCUCUGCCGUUCUUGGGCACUGCUUUGUCAUCCAGCUUGGUCUAUAUCUGGAGUCGCCGGAACCCGGAGACUCGUCUCAGCUUUCUUGGCAUUCUGGUUUUCACCGCUCCAUAUCUCCCCUGGGUUUUGAUGGUAUUCAGCCUGGUAGUCCAUGGCAUUGUGCCGAAGGAUGAGAUCUGUGGUGUAGUAGUCGGUCACGUGUGGUACUUCUUCAAUGAUGUUUACCCGUCUCUCCAUGGUGGUCAUCGCCCUCUCGAUCCCCCGGGAUGGUGGAUGCGCUUUUUCAAUUCGAGGACUGAAGCCGGGGAUGCGCGGGGGACUAAUAACGCCAACUUGAACCGUGAUCUCGCGGCCGCUGCGGCGCCUGAAGUUCGAUGA
Messenger RNA from Aspergillus tanneri, 750 nucleotides. RefSeq names its product putative ER-associated proteolytic system protein Der1 (gene derA). The transcript has 2 exons. The record is from RefSeq and is a predicted model, not a curated record. Gene Ontology annotation, biological process: endoplasmic reticulum unfolded protein response. Gene Ontology annotation, cellular component: Hrd1p ubiquitin ligase ERAD-L complex; endoplasmic reticulum membrane. Gene Ontology annotation, molecular function: ubiquitin-specific protease binding; misfolded protein binding. The coding region runs from base 1 to 750 and encodes 249 amino acids. Lineage: Eukaryota; Fungi; Ascomycota; Eurotiomycetes; Eurotiales; Aspergillaceae.